CGAGCCAAAGAAUUUCUGCUACAGCUGACGCGGACGCCAUCUUUGUCGCGAACAUAAACAACAUCGGAGAGCGGCGUUGACUGGCUUCUGGCUGUACCGCCUCUGUUUCACGGAACGCAACCGAGGUCGCCCCGUCGCCCGAGCUCAUCCUUUCAGCCGAAGAUGCUGGCCGCCUUGGUCACCUGAGGCACCGAGAGAGAUGGGGAUCCUGAGCGGAUUUCCUCGCCGGGAGGGAGCGGAGGUGUAAACGGGGGAAGGGUGGGAGGGGCCCCCCCACACGGCCCUGACCAGAUGGACCAAGAGUACGAGAGACGGCUGCUAAGGCAGAUCAACCACCAGAACCUGCCGGCUGAGAGCCGCGUGACCAAGAGCCUCGGCGCCGCCUGCAGCCCCGUCAGUGUAAAGUGCGGGGACCGCUUCAUUCCCACCCGCGCUGGAAGCAACUGGAGCAUCAACUUCCACUAUGCCAACGAGAACUGCCGCUCUCCCGCUCAGAACCACAAAGCAAAGGACGCCAGCUCAGACUCGAGCAAAGAUGCCGUGGCGUAUGCCGCGCUGCUGAGGAACGAGCUGCUGGGUGCUGGGAUAGAGACCGUGGCAGAGCCUCACACAGACGACCGGCGGCAUGAAGUCCUCGCUCAAGACUCCUACAGCCUUUUUAGGUACACCGUCCACACGAAGAGAGUGCCUUGUGAUCGCGGCAACGAAGUCUCCCCCUUCUCCCUUUCUCCACUCAGCAACAAGAGUCACAAGCUGCUCCGUUCGCCCCGCAAGCCGGCGCGAAAGAUCUCCAAGAUCCCCUUCAAAGUGCUGGAUGCUCCGGAGCUGCAGGACGACUUCUACCUCAAUCUGGUGGACUGGUCGGCGGGAAACCUGCUGAGCGUGGGGCUGGGUGCCUGCGUCUACCUGUGGAGCGCGUGCACCAGCCAGGUGACGAGGUUAUGUGACCUUUCAGUGGACGGGGACUCCGUCACGUCCGUUUGUUGGAACGAGAGGGGGAGCCUGGUGGCCGUGGGAACCCACAAGGGCUACGUUCAGAUCUGGGACGCCGCCGGAGGAAGGAAGCUGACCUGUCUGGAGGGCCACUCGGCCCGAGUAGGUGCCCUGGCGUGGAACGGGGAGCAGCUGUCGUCAGGGAGUCGGGACAGAGUGAUCCUGCAGCGGGACGUCCGAACACCGCCCUCUGCUGAGAGAAGGCUGCAAGGUCACAGGCAGGAAGUGUGCGGCCUCAAGUGGUCUCCGGACCACCAGCACCUUGCUUCUGGAGGCAACGACAACAAGCUGCUGGUGUGGAACAGCUCCAGCCUCGUCCCCGUGCAGCAGUACAGCGACCACCUGGCGGCGGUGAAGGCCAUCGCCUGGUCCCCUCACCAACACGGCCUCCUGGCCUCAGGCGGCGGCACCGCCGACCGCUGCUUGCGCUUCUGGAACACCCUGACGGGUCAGGCGCUACAGAGCACAGACACCGGCUCCCAGGUCUGCAACCUGGCCUGGUCCAAACAUGCCAACGAGCUGGUAAGCACUCACGGCUACUCUCAAAACCAGAUUCUGGUGUGGAAGUAUCCGUCUCUAACACAGGUGGCCAAGCUGACCGGACACUCCUACAGAGUCCUCUAUCUGGCUGUGUCCCCGGACGGAGAGGCCAUCGUCACGGGAGCCGGAGAUGAGACGCUUCGCUUCUGGAACGUCUUCAGUAAGACGCGAUGCACUAAGGAAUCAAAGUCUGUGCUGAACCUUUUCACCAGGAUACGAUAGAGAGCGGCGGCGGCGGGUCCGGGGAGCUGCAGGAGAAACCGCGGCUACAACGGCCCUGACUCCGCUGUUAACACUCACAGACUCGUAGAUCGCCCUCCAGCGAGCACCAGCCUCCACAGAGACCGUCCUCGGUAAAACUUUCUCAGCUGAGGACGUGGCUCCAACUCGCAGCGACGGGUGCGGGCCUCGGCCGGCGACGUCCCAGAUUAAAAGAGUCACUACACGCCCUCUGCUUUAAAACGUCGCUCUUGUUCUCCUUGCUGUCGUGGAUGUGAUGAAGUUGUUUUAUUGUCUAUUAGCAGAUGCGUAUGUAAGUCUUCUAAGCUAUGUAAUGAUGCAACGAUGGAACCUUUUUAAAACGCGGGCUCCUUUGUAACAGAAGGGGGGGGGGGGGCUUCUGCAGCAGCACGGGACAGGAAACGGAAACCAAUGGGUGAAAAAACACUCAGUCACCUGCAACUAAAGAUUGGUUUAAUCAGUGUUUUGUCAGUAAACGUACAUUCAUGGCACUAUGACACUUUCUGACAGGUAUUUUAUUAAAAAAAAAAAAAAAAAAAA
Molecule: messenger RNA, 2313 nt
Organism: Fundulus heteroclitus (mummichog)
Lineage: Eukaryota; Metazoa; Chordata; Actinopteri; Cyprinodontiformes; Fundulidae
Gene: fzr1b
Product: fizzy/cell division cycle 20 related 1b
Exons: 14
Coding region: 292-1755 (487 amino acids)
Biological process (GO): positive regulation of anaphase-promoting complex-dependent catabolic process; anaphase-promoting complex-dependent catabolic process; positive regulation of ubiquitin protein ligase activity
Cellular component (GO): anaphase-promoting complex
Molecular function (GO): protein binding; anaphase-promoting complex binding; ubiquitin ligase activator activity
Source: RefSeq, a predicted model, not a curated record